Molecule: messenger RNA, 880 nt
Organism: Vitis vinifera (wine grape)
Lineage: Eukaryota; Viridiplantae; Streptophyta; Magnoliopsida; Vitales; Vitaceae
Exons: 1
Coding region: 261-716 (151 amino acids)
Source: RefSeq, a predicted model, not a curated record
AAGCUUUAGACUUUGAGCAAAUCCAAAGCCAAAGCCAAAGAGCCACCUUCCACUAACCGACCUCUGUUGCAUGCGUGUUGAAAAUUUUGAAAUUCCACACAUUUUCUCUGACUCCUCUCCUGGAUUCCAAGCCAUUAGCUUUCCGCCCUUUCCACCCUUUCACUCAAAACUAUAAACAGCCCAUUUACUAUAUUAAUUUACCUCUCUGGUCUCUCCCCCCCUACAUCCUCUCUCUGGUUUCUUACAAGCUUUGAGGCAAAAUGGGUAAUUGCUUUGCUCUUUGUAUUCCCAGCAAGAGGAGGGUUUUGUGGGUGGUGAAGAGGGAUGGGAAGAUGAUCCAAUUCCGGGGUCCAAUUCUUGUUAAGGAUGUGUUGGUGAAUUUUUCAGGGUUGGGUGUAGGUGUAUCAAGAGAGGCCCUGCAGCAUCUCCCAUCAGAUUAUGAGCUGAAGAUUGGCAAAGUGUAUUAUAUUCUUCCUUGCCCUUGUUCUUCUGGGGGUUCUGUCAGUGCCCCAGAGGUGUCAUCCAUGGCUGAUGAUGGAGGGCAGAAGGGAAGUGGGAUGAAGAGGAUCAAAGUGGUGAUUACAAAGCAGCAGCUCCAAGACUUGUUGUCAAAGCAAAUAUCAUUGGAGGAGCUGCUGCUGUCUCAGUCGGUUGAUUUAUCAUCACCCAGAAAUUGGAAGCCCAAGCUUGAUCCCAUCCCUGAAGGAAUCGAGUAGAAGAGCUGUGGGCACUGGGCACUGCAACCAACAGAUUUUCUGGUUAUUCAGAGAUGGAAAACAGACGAAGACCACAUAUAUUUCCUGUAAAUGGAGAAAUUGCUGUGUUGUUUUUUUUCUUUUUGGGAUUCUGGCAGCGAAACUCAAAAAUUUCUUACUGCAAA